AUGGAGGAGCAGAGUCUAAGCCAGAGGUGUGUGGCGGCCAAUAUGGGCAGGAAAAAAGGGAAGGAAACCUCUGUGGCUUUGUUGAGCACUAGUACUGGUGUGUUGGUCGUAGUUGUUUGUCUGAGUUUGCUCCCAAACACUAAUGGGCAGGCCUGUCGAACCCCAUUUCGCUGUUCUUCUCCACCCCAUCACCUACCUUCUCGCACUCAGCACCGACCACCACCGCCACCACUAAAACGUGGGCGACCAUCACCUCCACCACCAAAACGUUGGCGACCACCUCCACCUAUACAUCGGCGACUACCACCAACCCCAAUCACCACCACCACCACCACAACCAAAAACAUCACCACCACCACCACCACCACCACCACCAAAAACAUCACCACCACCCCGACCUCCAAAAUCAUCACCACCACCACCACCUCCUCUAGAAACACCACCACCACCUCCACUAGAAGUACCAGCACCACCACCCCCAAAAAGGUCAAAACCAUCCCCACCAAAAACACCACCACCUCCUCCAGAAACAUCAACAACACCACCGCCACCACCGAAGACAUUAACACCACCACCACCACCACCACCACCACCAAAGGUAUCAAUACUACCGCCACCACCGCCCCCACCAACAACAAAACCAACGCCACCAAGGAAGCGAUCACCACCACCUCCUCCAGAAACAUCGACAACACCACCGCCACCACCACCGCCACCACCACCACCACCACCACCAAAGGGACCAAUACUACCGCCACCACCGAAACCAUCAACACCGUCACCACCACCCCCACCAAAAACAAAACCAACGCCACCAAGGAAGCGAUCACCACCACCUCCUCCAGAAACAUCAACAACACCACCGCCACCACCAAAGACAUUAAUACCACGACCACCACCGCCAAAAGCACCAAUACUACCGCCACCACCGCCACCACUGAAAAUAUCAACACCGUCACCACCGCCCCCACCAAAAACAAAACCAACGCCACCAAGGAAGCGAUCACCACCACCACCUCCUUCUCGUCGUUAACGUCGUCUCCUUCCUCCUCCUCAGUUGAGCUCUACAACGCCACCUCCCAUCACCACCGUCACUGCCUAACCAACAUCCUUCACCACCACCGCCACCACCACCACAACCACCACCACCACCACCACCACCAACAUAGAAGAAACCUCCUCACGACUCCCUCACCACUGCUGGCUACCUGAUGAUGUAUGCGGCCAACCUUCGCCAUCUUGACAACCAAGACAAGGUUGAGAGGCAACUUCAACUAGUUAUAUGUGACUUAUAUAAACUGCAUUUCUUAAGGACAGAGUUCGGUUGUGUUUAUUCACACGACAGGUGUUCAAAUCUUUAUGCAAGAAAUAGUGAUCAUACUAUAUGGAGAAUAAAGCUGGCUCCUGGUUACUUUUGUCAGCAUAUGUAAUAUGUAAUAAAGAGUAAAGUGCGCAAUCAUAUUGUCAUUUACAUCUGUUUGGAAUGAAACUAUGUGUAAGAUCGUAUUACAACUGUGUUUUAGUUGGAAA
Vitis riparia (riverbank grape) is the source of this 1530-nucleotide messenger RNA. RefSeq names its product salivary glue protein Sgs-3-like. The transcript has 2 exons. Bases 1 to 1212 code for a protein of 403 amino acids. NCBI's taxonomy places the organism in Eukaryota, Viridiplantae, Streptophyta, Magnoliopsida, Vitales, Vitaceae. The record is from RefSeq and is a predicted model, not a curated record.